Messenger RNA from Daktulosphaira vitifoliae (grape phylloxera), 2953 nucleotides. RefSeq names its product segmentation polarity homeobox protein engrailed-like. Lineage: Eukaryota; Metazoa; Arthropoda; Insecta; Hemiptera; Phylloxeridae. The coding region runs from base 317 to 2047 and encodes 576 amino acids. Gene Ontology annotation, biological process: multicellular organism development; neuron differentiation; regulation of transcription by RNA polymerase II. The record is from RefSeq and is a predicted model, not a curated record. Gene Ontology annotation, cellular component: nucleus. Gene Ontology annotation, molecular function: RNA polymerase II cis-regulatory region sequence-specific DNA binding; DNA-binding transcription factor activity, RNA polymerase II-specific. The transcript is spliced from 3 exons.
AGAGUGUGUCUGCUGCCCGCAUCGGAUAAUAUCAUUACACGCGCGCGCGUUAAUAUAGAGAUCCAGUGCCGCCGCCGCUGUCGGAAUCGUACCGUCACCGUUUUUCGGACAACACGCGUAUAUGAUAUCGCCGAUGAUGACCGUACCGGUGCAACUGUCUUAGACGAUUCACCCUUGUACCGUACGUUUGUGUGUCACUCGACUCGCACACCGCUAUGACAGCUUGACGUUUGUCCGUUGCUCGCGACCGUGUGUCUUGUUUUUAUUAUUAUUAUUAUUGUUAAUUCGACGGGAUCUCGACUUAGUGCCAUCGAAUAUGGCCCUGGAAACAGAAAGGUGCAGCCCGAAUAACGCAUCAAGUCCCGGACCCACCGACAACAACCGGCGUCCGGGUCUUGACGACUGCAGCGAUCAGACAAAAGAGCGGAUGGCCAACGGCCUGUCGUCGUCGUCACCGACGUCAUCCGGAGAGUAUUCUCCUCGGUCCGCGUUGACAUCGUCUGCUUUUCGGCCCGUACUGCAAGAGGACACUGUUCGCCCGGACGACGAAGACGAAAAUGAAGACGCUGACAGCGUGCUGUCGCCUCAAUCUCCGAGACACCGUCGUGGUCGUCCAGAUGAGGUCACCAACAAACCGCUGAGCAUAUGUUCACCGUUGCAAAACAAAGACGGGGCCAUCAAAUCGUCCGCGUUGCAGGCCAACUACAAAAAAACCAAACCGUCGUCUUACAGGCCCUACGACGGAGCGGCCCGAUGGGUUCAUCAACAGCAACAACUAUCACCACAACCGAGUUCUGUCGCCCAUCCCGUCGCAGCCGCCGAAUACGCGGCUCUUGCUGCUAUGGCUGCACACGUGCCACCAAUGUUCCAUUUCAACAAUUGGAUGUAUCGGUUCAACUUGCUGCCUACCGUCGGCAUGCCUUCAUCGGCUGUUGGAGUCGCAGAUUAUUUCCAAAGUUCUCCUCAAUCUCACGACUCGUUACACAGGUCUGUUCCCGCUGACUUGAUGCAAUCCUGUGGGGGUCCUUCGGCUGUCGUAUCUCGUCUAAUGCAACCCCUGCACCAGGGUAACGUUACCAGUUCUGGGAUGCAUCACAACUCGACGAAUGCGUGUUCGCGUCCGACCAGCACUUCCGGUUCAGACGUAUCGUCUUCGUGCACAAUGAAAAACUACAAUACCAGUAGCUACUGUCGUUCACCUUCGCCCCGGUCACCGAGUCCGUUGCACUUGGCGUUUUCCGUGGACAACAUACUCCGACCGGAAUUCGGUACAAAAAUCACCGCUGCUUCUGGCAAGCGACGAUCCCGGGUGUCAACAACUUCACCACCACCACCGCAACCUAUUUUGGCCAUUAACCAAACGGUUCAACAUGUCAAGUUACCCCAACCACCACCGCCACUACCGGUUCUACAGCCAUCCAGCAAGCGUUCGCACGCAACCCCUGAUACCAAGACUUGCAAGCGAAAACCUUUGCCGGUGCCCAUUGCGAUACCUAUCCAGCAGACAUCACCGGCGGCGACGUCUCCGCAGACGACAAAAGCAGCUGCAGAUAUUUUGGUCAACAACAACAGCAGCGAUGGAGAUGCGACCAGCACCGACAAAGAAAUGUGGCCAGCUUGGGUGUAUUGCACCAGAUACUCUGACAGACCUUCUUCUGGUCCUAGAUCGCGACGAAUGAAACGCAAAGACAAGGUUGCCGAAGAGAAGCGGCCAAGGACGGCGUUUAGCGGAGACCAAUUGGCUAGACUGAAGAAAGAAUUUAACGAGAAUCGAUACCUGACCGAGAGAAGGAGGCAAGAACUUGCCAACGAACUGGGUCUAAACGAGGCACAGAUCAAAAUUUGGUUCCAAAACAAAAGGGCGAAAAUCAAAAAGUCCAGCGGCUCCAAAAACCCGUUAGCUCUGCAACUGAUGGCCCAAGGUCUGUACAAUCACACUACUAUUGCAAUGUCCGACGAUGAAAUGGAAGAAAUGUUGCACCAACAACAACAACAACAACAACAGCAGCAGCAGCAGCAACAGCAACAAGCUUCGUCAGUGUCUUAAAUCGCGAGAUAAAAAAAGAGACUUGUUUGCAAUUUUUCCAUUACUUACAUUUGUUUUAAACAAAAAAAAUUCUUUAAUGUUCUCUAAAUACUGGCCUUGAGUUUUAACGUGUGGUAUACAUAUUUUUGUUUUAUUGUAAAUAUGUUUAAAGGAUCAAAUUAUUAUUUUUAAAUUAUUGUUUUUGAGUACACGAUCAUAUAUUUUCAUAUCAAAAAUCGUUUGUACGAACAUCAUGUUUUGAACAUUGCAACUAAAUAUAAAUCUUAAAAGUAGCUUAGUUGAUGUCGACUACAUAAAAAACUGUUAUUGAUUUUGACAAUAUGUCUUGAUAUUCAACGUGUACAAUAAUCGUAAAACUUUAUCAUGAACAAAUGUGAAUAGAAAAUAUUAUUAUUAAUGAAUAGAGAUAAAAAUACACUGUAGACUGAGAUUUUAGUAGUUUUUUAAGGAUAAGGUUUGUAAUGUAUUUUUAAAUGAACCUAAGCCUAUGCAUAAACAUUUGUAUACACACAUUAUAGGAAAACGGCGUUUUCGGUUGUUCUAUUUAUUAUUAUUUUAAUCUAAAAUGUUCAUCUUCUAGUCAUUAAUUUUUACAACGUUGUGUAUAAUAUAUAUAUAUUAUACAUAUUUUUAUGUACAGACAAAUUUGACUUUAUGGAUAUUAAAUAUUUUAUUACUAUGUUGUGUGAGUGUAAUGUAUGUGUGUAUACAAUAGAUUGCAAUCGCGCACUGGUCGUGGUGUAAUUAUUAUUAUUAUUAUUAUUAUUAUAUAUUAUAUAUUAUAGUUUUAGUAUUUAAAAAUAAAAACCAAUGUAUUAUCACAAUUAUUUAACAGUUCUGUUGUGUUUUAAUAAUAAUUAUUAUUUUUUAUGGUGUUAUAAAUUUCACCGCGUAUAAAAUAAUAAA